GCAGACAGAGCAGGAGGAGGUGAGACAAGGAGGAGCUCCAGCUCCACAGGACCGUCCGCGUAAACAGGAGGCAGCUCCUGCGCUUGGAUUAUACCGGGUAGUGAAGUGUCACCGCUCAUGACAGCGGAGGCGCACCUCUCUUUGCUGCUCUCCACCACGCACCACAGCUCAUCCUAAUAUUACUCAUCUUACAAUAAGAAAUAUACAGCUAAAUCUGGUGCGCAAAACUGCAACAGUAGUGGGGCUUAUGUGAUUUUUAAUUGUUUUUUUUUCUCCCCUGGAUAAAAUCAAAUAAAACUAUUUUUUUUCAUCACUGCUUAAAAUAGUAGCGCAGAAUCUGAGAGCCGUCGGUGGAAGGACUUCUCCUUACGCAUCUGUGAUUCUCUCCCUGGAGCCGCAUCCUCUGAAAUCUAGAUUUACCUGUGUGUGGAAGAUAUGAGGUUUGCAGGCUCCUUGUGGAUCGUUUGGUCUCUUCUGGUGCUCAGGGAGGAGGCAGGCGCUGAAACAAUCUCAGGCAAAUCACUCAGUUCUGGACCGAGCACUGUGACGGGACAGAGUGAGGAGGCGCUGAGCCAAGGUCAAUACAGAUGUGUUGAGCCGUCCGAAAGAGGUGCCCAAGAAAACAGAACUGGUCUAUUCUGCAGCCCAAUGUGGGAUGGUUUUCUUUGCUGGAACGAGACACCAGCUGGGGAAUCCGUAACGCAGAAGUGUCCAGAUCACCCUGACCUCAGUGCAACCGAAAAAGUGACCAAAUAUUGUGACAAAUCAGGGAACUGGGUCCAGAAUGGCUCCACUUGUCAAACAGCUUUAAAUGGGAAAACUGAGGAAAUUAAUUUUUUAAAGGAUGCGGCAGGAGAGCAAACCACAGAAUCCGUUUGGAUCAGAACAGAAAAAAUUAUUAUUGAAAAUGAAAAGAAAUGCCUAGAGAAAAUGAAGAAUGAUCCGCCUUAUAAUAAAUCAGGUGGUGUGACAGGACUGCAUUGCGCUAGAAACUGGGAUGGUUGGCUGUGCUGGGACGAUACUCCAGCAGGAAACUAUGCCUCCCAGAACUGUCCUGAGUACUUGGUCAAUUUUGACCACACAGAAAAGGCAACAAAGUACUGUGGAGCAGAUGGACAGUGGUUUCGCCAUCCGGCAAACAAUCAAAUCUGGUCCAACUACACACUCUGUGUGAAAACCAGUGACAUUAGUCUGUGGGCAACUGCACAGUUUUCCAGAGACCCUGAGGUGGAGCUCAUCACUGAGGCCACCGAAAGCCCAGAGGUCCAGCAUAAAGAUCGGGAAAUUGAGCGCAAAAAGAUUCUUGACAAUCAAUACAAAUGCUUUGAGAAAAUGAACCGAGAUCCCCCUUACAACAAAUCAGGUUUGUACUGUAGUCGGAACUGGGAUGGCUGGUUAUGCUGGGAGGAUACGCCUGCUGGAACGUACACGUCCCAAAACUGUCCCAACUAUUUUGAUGACUUCGACCCCACAGAGAAAGCAACAAAGUACUGUGGGGAGGACGGGCAGUGGUUUCGCCACCCAGAUACCAACAGGACCUGGUCCAACUACACACUCUGCAAUGAAAACACAAAGGCAAAGCUAAAGUCAGCUUACAUCCUGUUUUACAUGGCUAUCGUCGGCCAUGCUUUAUCCAUAGCCUCCCUGCUUAUCUCUCUGGCCAUAUUCUUCUACUUCAGGAGUCUAAGCUGUCAAAGGAUCACCCUCCAUAAGAACCUAUUCUGCUCCUAUGUGCUGAACUCUGCCCUCACCAUUAUCUACCUUGUCACCGUGGUCAACAAUCCCAAAGUGGUGGCCAGUAACCCAGUUAGCUGUAAGGUGUUGCACUUCUUCCACAUGUACAUGUUGGGCUGCAACUAUUUCUGGAUGCUCUGCGAGGGAAUCUACCUGCACACACUCAUCGUGGUUGCUGUGUUUGCAGAGGAACAGCAUCUGCACUGGUACUAUCUGCUAGGCUGGGGCUUUCCUCUAGUGCCCGUGUCCAUCCACGCCGUGGCGAGGAAAAAGUAUUUUGAUGACAACUGUUGGAUGAGCGUUGAGACCCAUCUGCUUUACGCAGUCCAUGGACCUAUAGUGGCGGCCCUUCUUGUGAACCUCUUCUUCCUGCUGAACAUUAUAAGGGUGCUGGUAACAAAGUUGAGAGACACUCACCGAGCAGAGUCCAACAUGUACAUGAAGGCAGUGAGAGCCACUCUGAUCUUGGUUCCCCUGCUUGGAAUACAGUUUGUCAUUUUUCCUUGGAGGCCAGAGAACCGUCUGGCUGGUGAAGUCUAUGAGUAUGUCAUGCACAUACUCAUGCACUAUCAGGGAUUGCUGGUGUCAACAAUAUUCUGCUUCUUUAAUGGAGAGGUACAGGGAGCAUUGAAGAGGCAGUGGAUGCAGUACAAAACCCAGUGGGGUCAGCGCAGGAAGGAUCACUGCUCAAUGCGCUCCACGUCUUACACGGCCACCUCCAUCACAGAGGUGCCAGCCUUCAUGUACCACCACGACUGCAACGCCGAGCACCUGAACGGGUGCCACAUGAAAGACUCAGAGCUGGUGGCACUGAAAUCUGGAGAUACUUACGCUUAGAUGACCCUUUAUUUGGAGCGUAACAGGAGAACAUAAGACAAGUCAUAAAAAAGUAAACCUCAUCUCAGUGAAUAAAGCUCAGUUUGUUCAACAUGGGGUGAAUAUAUGGGUUUGGAGACAGAGAGCUCACCAGGAGGGAGGACUAGCUAUGAGACUAAAACCUUUUAUUUACUCUCUUUUUUUAUGUUUCUGCUCCAGCUGCUUUUUUUUUCUUUUCCAAGAACUUUGAUGUCGAGAAUUUGCGGUAUGAGAGGAGAGCUGCUCACGAUGCCUGCCCACUUCCUAAAGCUGCUAUUCCGUGAAGGAACCGACUCACAGAGACAGAGAGGAAAUAAAUGACUGCAGCUGUUUUGCUCUCUGUCUGAUGAUGGUGCAAGAUGUGACAGAAACAAUCGUAGCUGUUCUAACUCUACAUGAUGGAACCAUGAGUAUUAUUAAUAUUAUUACAAUCAAGCAGAGGACCGCAUCAUUCCUAACCUCACCUAUACCAAAGGGUACUGUUUGUCCGUCUCAGCUAUGAGGAUCUUCAAGUGUGUCUUUUGGAGCACAGAAGCAGAAAUUAAUCUCUCCCCAAACACUAUAAGUUAACAAUUCACGGUAGGGGUCACAUUUCUGAGCAGUCUUUUGUGCUUACAACUCUGGAAUUAUGUACAUACGAUCUAUGUUCAAUUCAUUUAAUUUGACAAGUGUUUAAAUGUUUUAAAAGGACUUUAUUCUUCAAUUUCUGUUUGUGUUUUACUUGUUAAUUCCUAACUCUGUGCUACCUGUGUGUCCUGUGAUGCUGCAUUUCCUGAUGGCUUUGUGGUUUCAAAGUUGCUGUUUCUGUACUGAAUAUCACAGGGCUGAGAGGUAAAGAUGCAUAUUGUAGACAGAAAAAUAAAAAGUUAUUAAGGUUUUAUCAGUCA
Molecule: messenger RNA, 3476 nt
Organism: Cyprinodon tularosa
Lineage: Eukaryota; Metazoa; Chordata; Actinopteri; Cyprinodontiformes; Cyprinodontidae
Gene: calcr
Product: calcitonin receptor
Exons: 19
Coding region: 436-2571 (711 amino acids)
Biological process (GO): positive regulation of cytosolic calcium ion concentration; adenylate cyclase-activating G protein-coupled receptor signaling pathway; cell surface receptor signaling pathway
Cellular component (GO): axon; plasma membrane
Molecular function (GO): calcitonin receptor activity; amylin receptor activity
Source: RefSeq, a predicted model, not a curated record